Molecule: messenger RNA, 1423 nt
Organism: Cryphonectria parasitica EP155
Lineage: Eukaryota; Fungi; Ascomycota; Sordariomycetes; Diaporthales; Cryphonectriaceae
Product: RCC1/BLIP-II
Exons: 1
Coding region: 281-1423 (380 amino acids)
Source: RefSeq, a predicted model, not a curated record
ACUUCCUUCCUCUUCAAUUACCUUUUGUCCUAAUUUUGAUUUGUUCCAAACUUGUCCUGAAACCAAAGCAGAGUUAAGAAGGCAGUUUUGGAGGUUCAGAAAGGCAAGGGCUCAAGACUGCCACAGGACUUUGGUAAAUAGUGGAGGUCUUGUCCAACCCAGUUCCUCAAAACCGACGGGGCUAGGAUAGAGAGAGAGAGAGCCUGCGACAGGCUUGUUUUCCCCCCAACAUCGUGUCUACCAAUUUCAAGACUCAUAGACAGCCAAACAAGAAAUCAUCAUGGCCAGUCAUGCGCGAAGAACACCCCUUCUCUACGCUCUUGGCUCCAACGGCUCAGGGCAACUCGGCAUCGACCACGACCAAGACGUCUCCAUCCCACGCCAAGUCAUCUUCCGGCCUGGCUCCGAGCCUACCGCCCCUGUAGUCCAGGUCGCAGCCGGUGGUAAUCAUACACUGCUUCUCAGCGAGUCUGGGAAUUUGUACUGUGCCGGAGACUUCUCGACGGGUGCCUGCGGACCUCUCACUCAAGAGCAGAAGGACGCAGCUCCAAAGUUCAUUGCGCGGGAGGUCGUCCUGCAUGCGGGUGCAGAAAGUGGGUCAGCAGCGCCUGUAAAGUUCAUAGCGGCCACUUGGGAGUCUUCGGUCAUCGUUCAGUCUGAUGCGCAAGGUCGUACCACCGUGGUCUCGACCUUUGGCGCCGGUCAGAAGGGCGAGUUGGGCCAGGGACAGUUUGUCAUCCGCACGCCUACGGUCUCACGGAUUAAGAGCUUCCCGCCACCAGGGACCCAAGUCGUCGGCCUGUCAGCUUGCAUGGGACAUGUGGUCGCUCUUCUCAGCAACGGCGAAGUAUGGGGUUGGGGCAACGGACGCAAGGGUCAGCUGGGGACCGGCGUCGAUGGGGUAGUGCAUGAGCCAAAACGGGUGGAGGGCAUAGGCUUUCAGGCCGUGAGGGCUGUGUGUGGAAGGGAGUUCACUGCGCUGUUUGGAGGUCCAGAUAGCGGUGAAGUGUUGGUUUUGGGCUCAGACAAGGCUGGUGUCAAGUCGUCAGCCCCUGAGCAGGCUGUGGGAUGGAGAGACGUAGGCGCGAGUUGGGGUGGAGUCUACAUUUUGAGGGGCGACGGCACGUUGCUAAGCUGGGGAAAAGAUGACCAUGGCCAGUUGGCGCCGGCUGGACUACCAGAGCUGGAUAAAAUUGCCAUCGGGAGCGAGCACGUUGUUGCCGUGACGGCGGACGGCGACGUGCUUUCUUGGGGCUGGGGCGAGCAUGGCAACUGUGGUCCUCGAGUCGAGAACAACGACGUCAAAGGACGUUGGAACACCAUUGCUUCAAAGAAGUACAUUCCGCCUGGUUCCGAGAUUGCAGCUGUAGGUGCUGGCUGCGCGACCAGCUGGGUGAGUAUCGAGAUGGCAAGCCAGUCAUGA